Messenger RNA from Daktulosphaira vitifoliae (grape phylloxera), 6142 nucleotides. Its product is annotated as MATH and LRR domain-containing protein PFE0570w-like. The record is from RefSeq and is a predicted model, not a curated record. The transcript has 3 exons. The coding region runs from base 201 to 5720 and encodes 1839 amino acids. Lineage: Eukaryota; Metazoa; Arthropoda; Insecta; Hemiptera; Phylloxeridae.
GUAAAAUUAUAAUCUCACUAAUGGUAACACUGAUAAGCAGCAACGUUGAUUCAAAAAUUCCGUUGUUUAGAAGGUUAAUCACUAAAUGUGGUAGUAAAUUUGUGGAGGGAAAAUGAACUAAAUAUUGUGUGUUAUUUAUUAUAUCAUGUCAAUACUCAAUGUUAUUAAUCGAUUAAAAAAGUAAAAAAGUCCUAUGGAAUAUGUCUAAUUGUGAUCCUCAAAAUAAUCGGGUAAUUAUUUGUGAUAUGGACAGCUCCUCAGGCCUAAUUGAUCAAAAGUGUUUACAAGAAACUGGUGAUAGAACUUUCAAUGUUGAAUGGUCAGUAUUAUCUUCAUUAGAUUCAUUAACAUCAAAGCCAAAUAACUCUUCUUUGAGUGACAAUGUUUUUAAAAAUUGUUGUGCAAAUCCAUCUGAAACUCUAGUUAGUAAAGAAAAGUUUAUGGUAUUAGAUAGUGAUACUACUAAUAUGAAUGAAUCAAAUUUUCAACCAGAUGACAUUACAUGUUCAACAUCGGGCAAAACUACAGCAUUUCAAAAAAGGCAAAAAACAUCAUCAUAUAAUUAUAGUUUUAUGUUUGAAAACAUAUUUGCUGAUGACGAUGAUAGUAAAAUGGAAAUUAGUAGCAAUUGUAACUUGAACUGUUUUCAAAAACGAAAACGUAUUUUACCUCCCUCUGAUGUUGAUUUCAAUAAUGUUAGUAAACUUGAUAAUACUAAAUGUAGUAGUGUAGAACUUAGUAUUGAUUCUCCACAAUUACGUUUUUCAAAAAGAAAUAAAAACAAAACUUCUGAUGUGUCAAAUUAUAGUUUGACUUCUGUUGAUAAUUCUGUUAUUAGUAACAGAAGCAUUUCUAUUAAUAAAAGUAGUAUGAAAGAUAAUUCAAAAUUUAAAAAACCAGUUGAUGUCUCUUUACCUAUUAGUAAUACAAAUAAUGAGAUAAAUAAUUCAAAUAGGAGCCAACGAGAUUACUGUAGCUUAACUAGAGCAACAGAUUUAAUUUUAAGUAAUAGUUUGAAUGAAACUAAUCAUUCAAAUAAUAAAUCAUCAUCGUGGGUUGACCCAUAUGUAGGAGAUUCAACUCUGAAUAACCUAUCAGUUUCAAAUGUUGAUCAAAUCUCAAUGUGCAGCUCUCUUGACAUUCCUAGUUUAAAUCAUACAUAUGAUGUUAAUGUCAAUUGUAACUCAACUCGUAUUAAUUUAUCACAAACAACAAAAGAAUGCAUUGAUUUGCUUAAGUCGCAGGGCCAAAAAAACAAUGAAACAUAUACCUUAGAAAAAUCUAACCAAUCUGAAACUUAUGAUUUUGGUUCUUCCUUAUUAAAGAAAAAUAAUGUUCAUUCAGAUACUUAUACUGUUGAUAAUAACAAAACCAUUACUUCAUUCAAGGAUGAUGUAACAUUAAAAAAAAACGGUAAAUUUAAACUAAAUAAAAAUUUCCAUGAUUCAGAAGUUUUUGAUGGUAUAAUUAAUAAAACUCAAGGAAGCAAUUUUGGAAAUAGUAUAACUUUCAAAAAGAUUGACGACAAAGAAAAAUCAUCUAUCAAUAAUAAAUUAUCUAAAUCUAUUGAAAAUAAUAAAUGUAUCGAGUUAAAAAAUUCAUCUUUUACACAGACAACCAGUGUAACUAAUAUGCAUAAUAAUCAUGUAAUAGAUAGUAAAAAUUGUUGUAGUUCUAAUGAAUCGUUAUUCGAAUUAAAUCUAAGCAGUAACAAAAAUAAUCACUCUCAUUCCGGAUCAUUUCCUAAUGAAAACAUAAAUAAAUCUGAAAACUUUACUGCACUGAAUAAAUCGCAAACAAAAACACGUAAAAAAUUUAACUUUGCAUCAUCUAUUCAAACUUCAAAGAUUCAUGAAAAGUCUAGUAAUAAUCAUGUUGUUAAUUUUUCAUCUAAUCUAAUUCUAGAAGAUUAUUUAAUAGACACAAAUAAGUCUUCAGAAAAUAUUAUAGAAAAAACUGCUCCUGAAAGUCAAAACUCAAUAUAUGGUUUAUCUCAAACAACAGUGAAACAUUUCACUGUAAAUCACAGCAUUGGGACACAAUCUGGAGUUUUCAAUGAUUUAAUUGAUAAGACCGUACAAUGUGAUUCACCUUGUACUUCACCUAUUCAUUUAAAAUUUAAUCAUAAAGAUGUAUUGAGUAGUAAUUCAAAUAUGUUUAAUGAUGUAAUUAGUAACAGUCAAGAUUUAAAUGGAUCAAAAUGUGAAAAUUCAUGUAGUAGCAGAAGUGUUGAUCAUAUCUCUCAUACUUAUGAUAAUGAAGAAAAAAUAUUUAAUAAAGAUGCAUCUUUUAAGAGUAAUGAAAAAGCUGAAGAAACAUUGCAAAAUGUAUCAAUAUCUGAUUUGUCUCAAUCAAUUGUUCAUAAAUUUGUAGGCAAACAAUGUAUAGUUACGCAAUCACAACUAUUUAGUGAUUGUAUUAAUGAUACUUUAGAUAGUUGUGCAAGUCAAAAUUUAUCAAAAGAAAUUAAAUUUAACCGAAAAAAUAUUCCAGAUAAUGCAUCUAUGUUUGAUAAUGUAAUCGGUAACAGUCAAGAUUUAAAUGGAUCAAAAUGUGAAAAUUCAUUUAGUAGCAGAAGUGUUGAUCAUAUCUCUCAUACUUAUGAUAACGAAGAAAAAAUAUUUAAUAAAGAUACAUCUUUUAAGAGUAAUGAAAAAGCUGAAGAAACAUUGCAAAAUGUAUCAAUAUCUGAUUUGUCUCAAUCAAUUGUUCAUAAAUUUGUAGGCAAACAAUGUAUAGUUACGCAAUCACAACUAUUUAGUGACUGUAUUAAUGAUACUUUAGAUAGUUGUGCAAGUCAAAAUUUGUCAAAAGAAAUUAAAUUUAACCGAAAAAAUGUUUCAGAUAAUGCACGUAUGUUUGAAAAUGUAAUUAGAAAUAGUCAAGAUUUAAAUGAUUCCAAAUUUGUAUCACAAACUGAGCAUAAUUUAUUAAGUAAUGAAAGUAUUAAAUCCAGUCCAGCUCAACCCAACCAGUCUUUGAUAUCUGAAAAAGUUAAUACAUCUACUUCUAAUAAGGUAAAUGAAUUAUUGAACCAUACUAAUAACUUAACUUGCAUGCUGUCUAAUAGUGAAAUUUCACAAAAUAUCACUGAAAAGGAUCAUACUAAUGAAUUACAAGAUACUAGCCGAAGAACAAGAUCUAUGUCAAAAAGAUUUUCAGACACAAAGAAUACUAAUAAAUCAAGCAUGUCAAAUAAAACUAAUUUUGAAUCUGAAUAUGAUGUGCUUAGUUUGAAUAAUAUUUCAUCAUUUUCAAUUUGUAGUUCCAAGAAUGAUUCUUAUGAAAAUAGCAGUUGUGUUCAAACAAGUACCACUUUUAAUUCUACAAAAAAUGAUAUAUCACAUAAUAUAAGAAUGACUAGAUCCUCAAAAAAUACUGAUGAAAUACUAAAUGUAUCUCAAUUAUCUAGUAAAAUCAAUAACACGCUCAUGACUAAUUCUUAUGAUAAAAAUAAUUCUUUUUCUGAUCAGUCAAACAAGUCAAAAAAUAUUUAUACAGAAAUAGAAGAAUCAGUUUUAACAGAUGUAACAACUGGAAUACUAAAUUAUGACAUGACUUUAAACAAUGAGAAUAGUAGAUCAGUUUCUAAACAUGUUUCUAUUCAUAAAGAUAAUAUUGUAAGUGAAACACAAAGCAAUGUAAAAGUAGCAUGUCUAAAUGUCUCAGCAAGUUUACAUGAUUUUUUAACAGAAUCCUCUUCUACUGAUGUUAACAGCAGAAUAAUUAUGAGUAAAGAAAAAAAAGAAAGUAUUGAUUCACCCCUGGAUCACAUAUCAUUAAAUGUUCGAAAAACAAGAUCAGCCUCUAAAAAUAAAAUUGAGAAUUUAAAUAAUGAAUCUCAAUUAAAUAAUACUGAAAACAAUGAAAAAUCAUUAAAUUCUCUUAAAUUGAAUAAUACUUCAUUAUGCUCUAAUAAUAGUUUAUUAUAUAGAAAUGAAAGUGUACGUGCAACCGAUAAUGACAAUAAACUGACAACUGUCAAAGAAUUUCACUGUAAUAGAAUGACAAGAUCUUCAUCAAAAAAAUUAUCAGGAAGAAAAAGUAUGAAUAAAUCACAUGUUUCUCAUAAUACUGUGAUUAGUUAUGAAUCCGAAUCUGAAAUUCUAAGUUUAAAUAAUACUUCAUCAUUUUCUUCUGAUAGUUCUAAAAAUUAUUCCAAUAAGAAUUGCAGUUCACAUCUCUCAGAUGUAACAUCUGAAAUUUUAAAUGAUGAUUUAUCAAAUAAAAUUUUUAAAACUAAGACCUCAAAAAGUUUUUCAGAAUUAUCAUUAUUGAACAAAAGAAAAGCUAUUAAAUCAUAUAGUAGAUCAGAUCAUGAUAUGUUAAAGAUCAACAAAAGUUUUGCUGGUACUACAGAAUAUUCAAAAGGUCAGACACAACCGACUGAAUUCACCAAAGAUUUCUUAAAUAGUGAAAGCUCUUCUUCUAAAGGUAUUCAUAAUAUGUUAAAAUAUAACAAUUGUUCUAAAGUAAUAAAUUCAACAAAUUUAAGUGAAAAUUCAUUAAAGAAAAAAAUUUCAAAAAUAAAAAAUGAUUUAAACUUGACAGAACCUUCUGUUGAUCAAUUAAAAAAUAACUUAAUUGAAUGUGAUGAAUAUAUGGAUAUUGAUAAUAAUAUACCUCUUACCGUAUCAAAUAAUCAAAUAACUCCUAAAAAAUCAAAUAUUUCAUCUGCAUUAUCAGCUAAAACAUUAGAUGUUGAUAGGUCAACUAUUUCAAAUAAUAUAUCAUCUAAUGGUAUUAAUACUUCAAAAUCAAGAAAAAAAGUUUUUAGAAAUAGCUCAGUACGUAGGUCUACUAGAAAUACUAGUGCUGCCAAUAAGUUAAAAAUAUCUUUCGAAAAUUUAAAAUUAAUGUCAGAAAAACAAAACAGCAAAGGACUUAGUGAUUUAUCAACUUCAAAUAAAAAUGUUACUAUUAGAUCACAAAUUAAUGAAACUUUUGAUAACUCCUCUAGUAAUUGGUUAACAAUAUCUGAAAAUACAACUAAUAAAACAUCUAAUCCAUAUGAUAAAAAUUCAAUUAUCAACAACAGAAGUAUCAUCACACAGCAUAUAGAUAAUGUUAUUGGAAUAAUUUCUGCAAGAAAAAGUACUAAAUUGCAUCCUGGAAUUUUUGAAUUGGAAGAUCGCACAGCUGGAGUAUUUACGAGAUCACUGAAAAAACAAAUUAGCAGUCAUAGCCCAUCAAUCUUAACCAGAGCAUUAGCAAUGGAUUGUCCAUCUGAAUUCAUAUGUUCAUCUGUUACAGUUUCGGAUGAAAGUAUAUUGGAGCAAUCAGGUAUUGAAGAAAAUAUAACAGAAAAUUUUAAAACCUUAUACAAUAAAGAGCCAUGGGUUACCAAGCGCUUAUAUAAUUUUUUAGUGAGUAAGUUAGAAUAUAAAUACAAUAUUUAUUCUGUAAAAUAUGCAGAAAAAUUUGUAUUAUAUUUAGCUUCUAUUAUGAAAGAGGUAAGAAAUGAAGAGGUUGAUAUGCAAAUGUAUUCAGAUUUGUUGAAAUACCACAUGGCAAAAUACAAAAUAAUCAUGAACACAUCAGAUUAUUUACAAUUUUUAACUGAUUUCAUACCAAGGCCAUGUUAUGAUAAAUUAAUUCCCAAUUGGGAUAUUAAUAUUUCAAAAGUUAAAUUUGAUUCAUUUAAAUCAUUCAUUCCUAUCAUGGAAGAUGAAGAAUUUCUAAGUACAAUUUUAAAAUAUCUUAAUAAUACUAUGUUAUAAUUAUACUUAAAUAUUUUACCGUUUAACUUAGGAAUCUACUACUAUAUGAAUGUUAUUCUUGGACAUUAAAUUAUUAUGUUAACUUUCAUUUUUUAAUGUCUAUUAUUAUAUAGUUAUUUAAUUUUAAAUUUUAUUGGGUAAAAGAAAUGUUAAGCCUUCAGAAUUUUUUUAUAUUAAGGAUGAACAGUAGAACUUAUAUAAUUUUUAGAUAUGAUAAUGUAUGAGUAAUUUAAUGUUUUUUUUUAUAAAUUAUAUCUGUGAAGUAAUGAAUUUAUUUUUAUUUUAAUUACCCUAAGGUACUUAAAUGAAAUUAUCAUGAAACUUAAUUAAUACAAUAAAUAUUUUUUUAGGAAUAUACAAUGAAUACAUACACAAGUGUACUAAUUAAUAUAUAUAUAUAAUAAAUUAAUAUUGUGAAUAGA